Phycomyces blakesleeanus NRRL 1555(-) is the source of this 948-nucleotide messenger RNA. RefSeq lists its product as hypothetical. The record is from RefSeq and is a predicted model, not a curated record. The transcript is spliced from 5 exons. Lineage: Eukaryota; Fungi; Mucoromycota; Mucoromycetes; Mucorales; Phycomycetaceae. Bases 1 to 948 code for a protein of 315 amino acids.
AUGAAAAGUGGGUUUCUUGAUUGUCCAUUGCCACGCCCUCGUCCGAGCAUGAUUGCUAUAGAUGUGCGACCUACAUUGAACACUAAACCCAGCAACAGAAAGAGACAACUUGGUCUCGAUAUGUUCACAAUCCAAAAAGUCACACAUUUAUCUGAAGCCAGUCCUAAAUUUUCUCCUAAUUACAUCACCCUGCUACAACAUCUCUUUCGGCACUCAUCUUCCAUCCUCACUCGACACUGUACUGUAAUAUACCCAACCCCCGAUAUCCAACUCUCGGAUGAAUUUGUCAUGGUUGACCGCCGUUAUACUGUGAGGGAACAGGCUAUUCCUACUUUCCAUCGGAGCGACACUCGUUACACAAUAGACUAUAGUUUUGGGCAUGUGUCUUUUCGACCUCGCUUGGCUAACACCGGAAUAAUGCAUUUAUCUCCAUGUUGUACUUGCCGCUCAUUCUUAACCGUCGACCUAGCAAUCCAAGACCAUGCCCCUAGUUAUGGCACAUGGCGCUUUAAUUCUUUUCUCUCUCUAAAAUUCCGGAUUUCGACGUCUUCUACAGUCAUUAAACUUACUGCUCAAGAAUAUGAUAAACAAGCAUCCCGUACACAUCAGAGAACCACUAAUAGUCACCAAACACAACGUGUGACAGUCCCACGUCUAUCACACAGUGAGGAUCGACGGAUCGAAUCAGAAAAUAUUGAUUAUGAAACUGUACCUGCCAUUGAAGAAAGACAUAGAUACCUUUUCCUCUGGUCCAACACCCCUCGAUUGGAAAAUGAUGAGCAGAGGAAGAAGUAUUUCUUCAAAGUAUUCUGUCAAAGACUGAUUUCUGAUAAUGGAUGGACUAUCCGAAUACUGAUGACGUACCUCAAGGCUUUGGCCUUCUCAUCAUCGACACUAGGUGCUCAAUUUGAACAAGAAAGGGCUUACAAUAGAAUGCAUCCGACUUAG